Molecule: messenger RNA, 1251 nt
Organism: Colletotrichum tamarilloi
Lineage: Eukaryota; Fungi; Ascomycota; Sordariomycetes; Glomerellales; Glomerellaceae
Exons: 4
Coding region: 1-1251 (416 amino acids)
Source: RefSeq, a predicted model, not a curated record
AUGGCAGACGCAACAGGGAACACUGUGACAAACCAACAGGCUGUUACAAAUUUCAUCAUUGCUAUUACAACUCGUUUUGCACCCCCAUCUUCUCCUACGACAGUCGCCUCAUCAGGCAACGGGUUGCCGACUCCGGAAAAUCCCUUUGUUCUAGGAUACGGCAUCUCUCAGGUUGAUCCGAAGCCUCUGCCCCAAACACCACAGUUCGAUCCUCAAAAUUUUCAGUUUAGUGUGAGCCAUCAGCCAAAUGGCUAUGGGACGCUGAACUUCUUGAUGCUUUUGGGGCCAAUUACGCCGUUGACAAACGUCACGCAGAAUGGUAACGCUGGCGUAUUCGCUGUCCCUUUCCUUAAGUCUAUUGGCGCCGAUGCCCCGAGCCCUGCUGGUGGCCCUCAAUAUGACGGUACAUUGGCAGUGUCUGCAAAGGCUUUCAGAGAUCAGUAUAUUGUCAAGCAGUUACAAGACUUCUUUGCCAUUCCCAAACCUACCCUGAAAGACGUCACCGUACAUACAGAUUCGAACGCGACAAACUUCACUUCAUUUAACAGUUUCGCGACUAAUAAUACCUGGCAUACCGAUACAAGCGGUAGCGACGUUGACUACUUCAACUACAAUGGGAGUUGGAACAACACGGUCAGUAUCACAAGUAACUAUGCUGGCCAGCAGAUGCCGGUUGACGCCGCUCGGACCUUGAGUAUUUCAGCAGUGGCAUCUUUCUGGAUAAAGUAUCUCCAGACCGUGGAAGCAAGUUGGAAAUACUUGAACCCAUACUCCGGCACCCUUUCAGCCGAAACAACAGUAACUCCUAUCAACCUGGCUUAUAACGUCGCAACCGGCUCAAAAGGUGGAUGGACAUUUUCAGUCGACGGAGAUAAGACGAAGCUUCCCCCAAUGGAAGACGAUCCUGAUAAUCCUGGCCAAAAGAGGCUAGUACUCAAGGAGGAAAACGCUUCUGGAAACGGACUCGAAGUAAUAAUCAAUAAGACUGGAUCAUUUUUCAGCCGGGGCAUCUUCAACCCUACAGCGUUGAUGAAUGAGAUGACAAACGGCCUUGCUCCUGUCGCCCGAUCUGUUUGGGCGAUGUAUCAGGCACAGCUCUCUAAUAGUCUGAGUUCACUGAACAGUCAGAUUGUGAUGCCAGUUGGCAAUGUUUUCACUUUUAACGGACUGAGUCUUGAUUCCCAAGGCAACCUGCUUACCCUGAUGAAGUAUCAGACCCAAUCUGGUGAUGGGGAGAUAACGAACGUAUAA